UAGCUAGCAAUGAAAAAGAACAAAUAAAACAUUUAAAUAAAUUACAAAAACAUGAACGUAUAGUUCGGAAUGAAUUUAAUAAAUUAAAUGAACAUAUGAAAACAUUAUUAAAUUAUGUUGAAAAUGAAAAACAAAAUUAUCAACAAGCAAUGACUAAAGUUGAUAAUUUACAAUUACAACUUGAAAAAAUAUGUGUUGAACGAUCAAAAACUGAAUUUGAAAUUCAAACAUUAAAAGAAGAAGUUAAAUUAAUGCAAACAACAAAAGAAUUUCUUGAUGAUGAACGUGAAACAAUAAUAGCAACACAAACUGAAGCUAAUGAAUAUUUAUUAUCACGUUUAAGUGAAUCAAUUAAUCGUAUACGUGAAGAUUUUGAUGAACUUAAUCGUACUCAAGUCAAACAAAUUGAAAGUGAAUAUCAACAAAUGUUACAGAUGCUUGAAGAAAAUUUUAUAAUGAGCGAAACAACUGAAGAAACAACAACAUCAACAGCAACUCAAAUUGAUCGUGAAUCUCUUCAAGAAGAACAUCAGUUGGUAUUAAGAGAAUUAAAAACACUUAAUAAUCAUAAUCAAACAUUAUCUGAACGAGUUUUUGCAAUGGAAGCUGAUCUAUAUUCAAUACGUGAUGAACGUACGCAAGAAUUAAUGUUAAAAGAUAAUGAAGUAGAACGUAGUAAAAUUGAAUUACAAACAUUAAAUGAAAAAUUAAAUAAUUUAGCGGAAUAUGAUCGAAAUUUAAAAUUUGAAUUAACACUUUAUCGUGGUGUUUUAGAAAGUGAAUAUAGACGAAAACAACAACAAAAACAGAAACUAUCAUCAAUUAGUACUAUUCAUUUAAUGAGACCAACAACAUUACGAAGCAAUAAUAAUACGAUGUCAGAUCAAACAACAUGGUUGACAAGUAGUACACAUCAGACAAAAUUGAAUAAUCAACAACAGGAGAUUAUACAAACUCGUAAUCGAAUUCCAUCCGAUUAUGAUCUACUUGAUGACGCUUUAAAUACUCACAUUCAUGAUGUUUUAUUAGCAAACAUUACUCCUGAUAAUCAAAAAUUAGAAAGUGAACCCAGUUUACGACAACAGUUACAUGAACCACUUAUUUCAGAUCUACAACAUGAUACAACAAAUGUUACAAAUAUCACACAAGAUGCUACAAAACAACACUCUUCUUCAACUACUGCUUUUGAAGAAGAUCAAUUAUCUCCACAAUUGGAAGUACAACCAUCAGUAUCAUCAUCACGUACUUCUUCAACGAGUGCCCCAAUCCGACAGUCUUCUACUUCAUCUACUCCUUCGACAGAACUAAAAGACCAGUUAGUAUCUUCAGAACCUCAACAGUCAUCUAUUACUGCAACUGAAUCUCAAGCACGAAAGACAAGUUCCCCAUCAUCUCCACCAUUAACAGCAGUCCGUAUACUACCAUCUUUAUUUGGUGUUCUUCAACCAAAUACACCUACUUCAUCAGAUUAUCAAUCAACAUCACGUAAAUCGUCAACGAAUUCAGCAGUAGCAUCUGACACGCAAAGACGUCCAUCUACAACUAAUAUUACAACAACUUCAGAACAACAACCAUCAUCACGCAAAUCUUCAGCAGUACCAUCUGAUACUGAGAGACGCUCAUCUACAGCCGACAAAUCAAUAACUGCUGAACAACAACCACUAUUAUCUGGUGCCAGGCAAUCGCCUCCAACUACACCAGAAGAGCGCGCAUCAUCGUCACGUCAAUCGUCUAUUAGUUCAACGGUACCAUCUGAUGCUCAACGACGUCCGUCUACAACUAAUAUUGCAACGACCUCAGAACAACAGCCAUCAUCAAGAAAAUCUUCAGCGGUACCAUCUGAUACUGAGAGACGCUCAUCGACAGUCAACAAUUUAACAACUGCCGAACAACAACCGUCAUCAUCUGGUGUGAGAGAAUCACCUCCAACUUCACCAGAAGAACGUGCAUCACCAUCACGUAAAUCUUCAAUUAGUUCAGCAGUACCAUCUGAUGUUCAAAGACGUCCAUCUACAACCAAUAUUACAACAACGUCAGAACAACAGCCAUCAUCACGUAAAUCUUCAAUUAGUUCAGCAGUACCAUCUGAUGCUCAAAGACGUCCAUCUACAACUAAUAUUACAACAAUUUCAGAACAACAACCAUCAUCACGUAAAUCUUCUGCAGUACCAUCUGAUACUGAGAGACGCUUAUCUACAGUCGAAAACUUAACAACUGCCGAACAACAACCAGCAUCAUCCGGUGUCCGACAAUCACCUCCGACUACACCAGAAGAGCGUGCAGUAUCGUCACGUAAAUCUUCAGUUGGUUCAGCAGCACCAUCUGAUGCUCAAAGACGUCAAUCUACAACUAAUAUUACAACAACUUCAGAACAACAACCAUCAUCACGAAAAUCUUCAGCAGUACCAUCUGAUACCGAAAGACGCUCAUCUACAGUCGACAAUACAACAGCUGCCGAACAGCAACCGUCAUCAUCUGGUGUGAGAGAAUCACCUCCAACUGCACCAGAAGAGCGUACAUCAUCAUCACGUAAAUCUUCAGUUGGUUCAGCAGCGCCAUCUGAUGCUCAAAGACGACCAUCAACAACUAAUAUUACAACAACGUCAGAACAACAACCAUCAUCACGAAAAUCUUCAGCCGUAUCAUCUGAUACUGAGAGACGCUCAUCUACCGCCGACAACUCAAUAACUGCCGAACAACAGCCGUCAUCAUCUGGUGUGACAGAAUCACCUCCAACUUCGCCAGAAGAGCGUGCGUCAUCAUCACGUAAAUCAUCUACUAGUUCAGCAGUACCAUCUGGAACUGAGAGACGAUCCUCAACUGUCAAUAAUGUGAUAACUGCAGAACAUCAAUCACCAACUUCUGAAGUGCAACAAUCACUAUCAAGUCCAUUACAAGUAGUUCAACCGUCAUCACGUACCUCUUCGAUAAGUUCACCUGUAGCAUCUGACACUCAAAGACGCCAAUCUACAGCCAAUAUCGCAACAACUUCAGAAGAGCAACCAUCAUUACGCAGAUUCUCAACAGCACCGUCUGGCACUUUAAGACGCUCUUCUACAACCGAUAAUUCAUUAAUUUCACAACCAGAGCAACUAACUGCACAAGUCCUACAAUCUUCAUCAACUCAAUCACAACAACAUCAACCAUCAUCACGAACAUCUUCAAUCGAUGUAACAAGUCCAUCUGACACUCACAGACGCUCUUCUACAGUUGACAACUCAACAACUUUAGAGAAACAGCGAACAUCAUCUGGUGUUGAACAAUCACCUCGAACUCCAUCAGAAGAGCGUGCAUCAUCAUCACGUCAAUCAUCCAUUAGUUCGACGGUACCAUCUGAUGCUCAAAGACGCUCUUCUACAGCGGACACUACAGUAACUCAACAACAAUCACCAACUUCUGAUAUACGGCAACCAUCUUCAGUUUCAUCACAAGAAUAUCAACCGUCAUCGCGGACAGCUUCGAUAAGUUCAGUUCUCGCAUCUGAUAAUGAAAGACGUCCAUCUACAACAUCCAAUAUUGCAACAACUUCAGAACAACAACCAUCAUCACGUAAAACUUCAACCGCAUCGGGAGUACCAUCUGAUACUCAACGACACCCUUCAGUAUCGGAUACACAAACAAUUUCAGAACAACAAACAUCAACGUCUGAUGUUCCACGAUCAUCAUCAUCAUCAAGUCCACCUAAAGAAGAUCAACCAUCAUCACGUAAAUCUUCGAUCGGUGCAAUUGGAUCUUUUGAUGCUCAAGGACGUUCCUCACUGAUCAAUAAUGGAGCAACUAUAGAAUAUGAAUCAGGAACUUUUGAAACGGAACAACCACUCUCAAGUACAUCAGAAGAUCAUAAACCCUCAUCACGUAAAUCAUCAGUUGGUUCAGCAGUACCAUCUGAUGCUCAAAGACAUCCAUCGACAACCAGUAUUACAACGGCUUCUGAACAAGAACCAUCAUCACGAAAAUCUUCAACAGUACCAUCGAAUAUUGAACGACAUUCAUCUAUAACAGACAGUUCAACAAUCCCAGAACAACAGCCACUAUCGUCUAGUGCUGGACAAUCAGGACGUAGUUCAUCGGUGAGCUCGACAAGUGCAUUGGAGACUCAAAGACGUCCAUCUACAUCCAAUACUGCAAUAAGUCCAAAACAGCAACCAUCAUCCCGUAAAUCUUCAACAGUCGACAACUCAACAGUUCCACAACAACAAUCACUAUCUACAGAUGAUUAUCAGCCAGUUUUAACUGCAUCACAAGAACAUCAAACAUUAUCGCGUAAAUCUUCAACUGGUUCGGCAGUACCAACUGACAAUCAACUACGUGCAUCUGAAGCCGAUACUGGAAAGUAUUUAGAACAGCAAACACCAUCUUCUGAUAACCAGCAAUCAUCAUCAUCAUCUCCAUCUUCAGAAUAUCAACCGUCAUCAAGAACAUCUUCCGGUGGUUCAUUAUUAACAUCUGACACUCAAAGACGACUAUCUACAACGAAUACUGCAACAUUACCAGAACCUCAUGUAUUAACACGUGAAGGUUCUACAGUGUUACCAGAUGUUCAAAGACGCUCUUCUACAGCUAGUAGUUCAACAGUACAAGAACAGGAACGACCAACUUCUGAAGCGAAUGCAUUACCAUCAGCUCCACGACAAGAACAUCACUCAUCGACAAGCUCAAAUGUAUCAACUGAAACUGCACGACGACCAUCUACAGUCGAUACCACAACAGAUCCAAACCGUUAUUCAUCAUCACGAAAAUCUUCAGUAGUAUCAUCUGAUAUUCAACGACGCCCUUCUACCAGUAGUUCUUCAAUAGUUUCAGAACGUGAACUUUCAUUACAUACGUCUCCAGUGGGUUCAACAGUACCAUCUAACAUACGCACACCAGUUACCUCGGAGACACCUGGAACAUCAGUAGAAGAUCAUCCAUCAAGUGAUACUGCUAAUCAAUCGUUUUCAACAUCACGUGGAGAACAUACAACAUUGUUAGAAGGUGAGAAUUUUUCUCACACACCUAUUUUAACAUCAAAUGCUGAUGCUCAAGGAAAAACAUUACCAAGUGCUGCUGAUAAUACUCAAACAGUCAUGUCUACAACCAAUCAGGUUGGUGAAAAAAAUGAUACGAAUCAAUCGAAAGAAUCAGUAGCAUAUGCUACUGAUGAACAAACAUCUAGUGAAACGGAUCGUAGAGAACGUCAUCCAUCUACUCAUUCCGUCGAACAAUCAUUAACAGAAGAAUAUGAAGUUUCAUAUGAUACUGAUGGUAAAAGGUCACAUUUAUCAUCAUUCAAUUUAAUUAGUACGCCUCAAGAAGAAAGAAAACAAAGUCUUUCACAGUCAGAGGCAAAUAAAACUUUGGCUCAAACUGAUUCAUCAGAUCAAAUCAAAAGAGAAGAAGAUAAAGAUUCUUCUCUUAGAAAUACUACAGAGGAGAAUAAUCUUACUGAUUAUAGCUCCUCAACAAUUACAAAUGAUUAUCCUCAUCAUCAUGAUAAUUUACAUGAUACAAAUCCUUUCCCACUAUCAGAAAAAAAUAAACAAUCAUCUCCUAAUUCAUCAUUAACUGAUGUUGAAGAUGUAGAUCCAUCAGUUUCUGAGAAAUCUGAAGCACGAAUCGAUGAUGUUGAUGAUCCUAAUUUAGCAAUUAUUAUGCAAGAUCUUCGUUAUGUAUUUCAUGAAAUAGCUAAUGAUGAAGAUUUAGUUGAAAUAGAUAAGGAUUUACCGGAUAAAUUACUUGAUCGUCUUGAAUUUCGUGAUCAUAUUAUACGAACAUUAUUCGAUAGUUUAUUAAGAAAAUAUCUUGUACAAGCAGCUGCUCAAAGAAAUCGUUCUGAAACUCUUGAUUGGGUAGAAUUUCGUGAUAUACUCUUUCCGAUGAUAUCUGGUCGUUAUACUGAACAACAUAUUCGAAAAUUAUUUGAUUUAUUUGAUACAAGUGGAGAUGGUCAUUUAUCAGUACAAGAAAUAGCCGAAUUACUUGAAGUUCUUCAAGCUAGUGAUACAAUUUGUCUUGCACAGAAUAUCGUUGAAGUAUAUGAUACAGAUCAUGAUGGAAAAUUGAGCGUUGAUGAAUUAAUCGAAGCUAUUAAAAAAACAGAUGAUAUUAACGAACAUGUUUUGUCAGAUGAAACAGAAAAUCAACAAUGGUUUAAUCAAUCACCAACAGAAAACCAAACAAUAACAUUCGAAGUACCAAUUAUUACUUAUCCACCCAGAAUCGAAGAUAAAUUAAAUACUAGUAUAUCACUACUUGGUAGAAUAUUUAAAAAAUUAAGUGCUAAUUCCGAAAAUAAACAAUUGGAUAGUAAUAAGAAAAAUUUAUCAAUUGAAAUGGCAGUUGAAUUUAUCAAUAACAAUAUAAAUAUACCAAUUAAUGAUUUACAAUUAUUUAUUCAAUCAUUCCUGAUUAAAAAACAUAAUACAGAUUCAUUUAUAAAUUGGAUUGAAUUUCGAGAUAUAUUUUUACCAAUUAUAACCAAUGGAUUAUAUACUAAACAGAGUAUUCAACAAUGGUUUGAUAUAUUUGAUACAAAUCGAAAUGGAAUAAUUACACAAGAACAAGUUAUUCAUCUGCUUCGUUUAUUACAAAUACAAAAUCCCGAAAAUAUUAUCAUUAAAUUAAAUGAAAUUAUAGAAGCACAUGCAGUUAAUGCUACUUCAUGGACAUUUGACGAAUUAAUAGUAGCAUUGGAGAUUGUUAAUGAAACUUCAACUCAUCUUCUUACGAAUAUAGAACAAAUAUCUUCAUUUGACAAUGAUUGGCUUUCGAAUAACAUAUUUUAA
Molecule: messenger RNA, 6764 nt
Organism: Adineta steineri
Lineage: Eukaryota; Metazoa; Rotifera; Eurotatoria; Adinetida; Adinetidae
Source: the annotation of a GenBank genome assembly